Porites lobata is the source of this 1729-nucleotide messenger RNA. The record is from the annotation of a GenBank genome assembly. Lineage: Eukaryota; Metazoa; Cnidaria; Anthozoa; Scleractinia; Poritidae.
AUGGCGUUUGAAAAAUUCCUCGAAGGCUGCAAAGCAGAAGCGGUAGAUGAGUGUGGAGUUUGGUGUCGGUGUACGGUUCUUUCAAAAACCGAAGAAGGGGUGACCGUCUCUUUCGAUGGAUGGAACGCCGAGUGGAACCGCCGCAUUUGUGAUCCACAUGAGAUCCGAAAUGUAACUCCGUUUGAAGCGAAACGAAAACGUUCAAGUUAUUCCAGCAAGGUGAGAUUAACUGCUAGUUAAUUUUUUUAGUUCAAGUAAGCAAAAACGAAGUGGAAUCGAAUGUGAUCGGACAAAUGACUCGGAUUAUUACGAGACUGUAUAGAGGUUUACUACGCUCGCGAUCGGUAGCUUGCGUGGCGAAAGUCUAACUGCUCAAAUGAUCAAAUUUUAGAAAUACUUGCUUCUGUUUGUUUGAAAUAUGAUAAAUGAGUACUUAACACUGUCAAGUAAUAAGAAACAUAUCGAUUCAUCAUAAUAGCUUGCUUUAAUUCAAGUAGAUGGAUGCAAGCUCAAUGCGUAGUUUGUUUACACAUUUUUCAAGUCAUGUGACUUUUAGGACUAGAUUUCAGUACUGCACAGAGUCAUUGCACAUGUAGUUUCCUUUGUUUGUAAGAAAUUUAGUUGGAAAUAAAAGAUUGUACAGCAUCAUUGAACCAAAUCUUACUAGGCUAUGUUUUGUUUUUAGAAUCCACAAAUCUCAAAAACAAUGAGGGAUGAUGUUCUCUGGAUGGGCGAGAUUGAAGCAGUGGUGAACGAGGUAGAUCCCAUCAGAGGUUUCAUCAAAGUUACAUUGGCAAACAAUGUUCAAGUAGAUGUGGGCCCGGAAGAGCUUGAACGGAAGAGGCCAGAACCACAGAAAGUCUCAACCCGGAAAAAAAGGAGGAUACCAGUAUGUCAGGAAUCAACUCCAGCCCCAGCUCCAUCCCCACCUCCAUGUGAACAAGACCACAAAGAAUCACCUGCUGCCUUGAUUUCAGUUGCUGAAAUGAACUUUGAAUUUUCUGUUAUUGUCCAAGAUGAUGUAGUUUUUAAAGUUGGUUCCCUUUAUUUUGUAGACUCGUGUAGUUUUCCUUUCAUCAUAACUCGCCUUUUUAAGUUUAGCCUCAGUGGCAGUGUUUUUGUUUCAGGAGUUCGAUGUGUAAUUGAGGGGGGGAAAGUUGUUUCAUUCUUGGAUAAUUUUCAAGUCACUGUUGAAUGUUCAUUUGUUCAUCCUUGUAGCAGUUCGCAGUUUGGUUUGUCAAAUAUGUCUAGUCAAGUCGCUAAUUAUGUUUUUUGUGGUCAUUCUCGUGUCGGUGUGUGUCAAGAAAGGAAUUUUGGAAAUGUUCAUUAUCUGAGAGACUUGCGUCGCCAUGCCUUGGGGGCUCAGAUGCGCCAGGCUGUGUCGAGUGGCAUUUCUCUUAAUGCCACUCGACCGGCACAGCCCAUCAGCCUUGGUGCUCUUGAGCCCUUCCAUGACAUGGCAAUUUUUGGUCUCUCUGAGGUGAACAAGUUCAAAAUUCCUUUCACUUUGGUUGGGGGUUAUAGUCUUUUAGAUGGUAUUAUGGGGAAGGGUUGGGAUGUUAAGCCAUUGCGUGCCGAUGUGGCAGAUUGUCAUUUUAAGUUUGUUACCUCGCUUACAGUUUAUUUAGACCGAAAACAUUUUACUCUUAAGUUUUCAUUUUCUUAUUCUGAGGCUCCAUUUUCAUUGAGCCCAGAUUACAGGGAGAAGUGCAAGGCACUUUCUCAAUAA